GACGUCUCCGCGGUGCCUGAUGGGGUUGUACCGCGGCCUGGCGCUCUUGCGGGGGGAGGCACCGCUGGUUACUGCUACCGCCGUUUCUGCCGCCUCAUGGCGGCCAUCGGGGUUCACCUAGGCUGCACAUCAGCCUGUGUGGCCGUCUAUAAGGAUGGCCGGGCUGAUGUGGUCGCCAAUGAUGCAGGUGACAGAGUUACUCCAGCUAUUGUUGCUUACUCAGAAAAUGAAGAGGUUGUUGGAUUGGCAGCAAAACAAAGUAGAAUGAGGAAUAUUUCAAAUACAGUAAUGAAAGUAAAGCAGAUCCUUGGCAGAAGCUCUGAUGAUCCACAGGCUCAGGAAUACAUCAGGGACAGUAAGUGUUUAGUCAUUGAAAAAAAUGGGAAAUUACGAUAUGAAAUAGAUACUGGAGAAGAAAAGAGAUUUGUCAGCCCAGAAGAUGUUGCCAGACUGAUAUUUAGUAAAAUGAAAGAAACAGCACAUUCUGUCUUGGGCUCAGAUGCAAAUGAUGUAGUUAUUACUGUUCCAUUUGAUUUUGGAGAAAAACAAAAAAAUGCUCUUGGGGAAGCAGCCCGAGCUGCGGGCUUCGCUGUUUUGCGGUUAAUCCACGAGCCGUCUGCAGCUCUUUUGGCGUACGGGAUUGGACAAGACUCCCCCACUGGGAAAAGCCACAUUUUGGUAUUCAAACUUGGAGGAACAUCCUUAUCUAUCAGUGUCAUGGAAGUUAACAGUGGAAUAUAUCGUGUUCUUUCAACAAACACUGAUAAUAACAUUGGAGGUACACAUUUCACAGAAACCUUAGCACAGUACCUGGCUUCUGAGUUUCAGAGAUCCUUCAAACAUGACGUGAGAGGAAAUGCCCGUGCCAUGGUGAAACUGAUGAACAGUGCUGACACUGCAAAACAUUCUUUGUCAACCUUGGGAAGUGCCAAUUGUUUCCUUGACUCAUUGUAUAAAGGUCAAGAUUUUGACUGCAACGUGUCCAGAGCAAGAUUUGAACUUCUCUGUUCUCCACUUUUUAAUAAAUGUAUAGAAGCAAUCAGAGAACUCUUAGAACAAAGUGGAUUUACAGCAGAUGAUAUCAACAAGGUUGUCCUUUGUGGAGGGUCUUCUCGAAUCCCAAGGCUACAGCAAAUGAUUAAAGAUCUUUUCCCAGCUGUUGAGCUUCUCAAUUCUAUCCCUCCUGAUGAAGUUAUCCCUAUUGGUGCAGCUAUGGAAGCAGGAAUCCUUAUUGGGAAAGAAAACCUUUUAGUGGAGGACGCUCUUAAGAUAGAGUGUUCAGCCAAAGAUAUUUUAGUCAAGGGAGUCGAUGAAUCAGGAGCCAACAGUUUCAAAGUAGUGUUUCCGUCAGGGACUCCUCUGCCAGCUCGAAGACAACACACGUUACAGGCUCCUGGAAGUAUAUCCUCAGUAUGUCUUGAACUCUAUGAGUCUGAGGGGAAACACGCUGCAAAAGAGGAAAACAAGUUUGCACAGGUUGUACUCCAGGAUUUAGAUACAAAAGAAAAUGGACUACGUGACAUAUUAGCUGUUCUUACUAUGAAAAGGGAUGGAUCUUUACACGUGACAUGCACGGAUCAAGAGACCGGAAAAUGUGAGGCAAUCACUAUUGAGGUGGCAUCUUAGUGUUUGAGAGAAACCACAAAUUUUUUAGAACUAAAAUAUCAACAUUAUUUGUUUUGUUUAUAAAUGGUGUUUAUAUUAAAAAACUUUUUGAAUGAACUGUAUGAUUUAUGUUUCUAUUUUAACUACAGUAUAU
Kogia breviceps (pygmy sperm whale) is the source of this 1759-nucleotide messenger RNA. It is a transcript of the gene HSPA14, whose product is annotated as heat shock protein family A (Hsp70) member 14. Gene Ontology annotation, molecular function: ATP-dependent protein folding chaperone; ATP binding. Gene Ontology annotation, cellular component: ribosome; cytoplasm; cytosol. The record is from RefSeq and is a predicted model, not a curated record. NCBI's taxonomy places the organism in Eukaryota, Metazoa, Chordata, Mammalia, Artiodactyla, Physeteridae.